Closterium sp. Naga37s-1 is the source of this 1682-nucleotide messenger RNA. The record is from the annotation of a GenBank genome assembly. Lineage: Eukaryota; Viridiplantae; Streptophyta; Zygnematophyceae; Desmidiales; Closteriaceae.
CAGCGCACAGCCAGCCUUCCUCCGGCCCGCCUCCCCUGCGCCGUUUCUCCUACCGCGAGCUAUACCAGGCGGCGCGGGAUGGGCAAGGGCCUUCAUCCACCCCUCCUCCCCUUCAGCGCUUCUCCUACAGCGAGCUAUACCACGCAGCGGGCUACUUCAACGCGUCCCUGCAGCUGGGCAAGGGCAGCUUCGGGACGGUUUUUCGCGGGCAGGUGGACGAGUGGCUGGGAGAGCUGCCAUGUGGCAGCAAGAGAGAGGUCGCGGUGAAGGUGCUUCACACGGACAGCGUGAAGGCAUUUGAUGACUGCCUGGCGGAGAUUCUAGUGCUGGGCGGUCUGAGGCACCCCAACCUGGUGCAGCUGCUGGGAUACUGCAUGGAGGACAGCCGGGCGAUUCUGGUGUAUGAGCUGGUGGAACGAGGGGACCUGCACCACUGGCUGCACCCCAACGACCUCUCCCCGGACAGCCCGUGCCUGACAUGGGAGCAGCGUGUGCAGGUGGCAGUGGGCAUGGCGGAGGGCCUGGCGUACCUGCACGGGCAGAAUAUCAUUCACCGCGACUUCAAGUCCCACAACGUCAUGCUGGACAGUGAGCUGAGAGCCAAGGUGACGGACUUUGGCAUGGCCACACGGGGACCAGAGGAGGGCAAGACACACGUUUCAACUCGCAUAAUGGGCACCCUGGGGUACCUCGACCCUGACUAUAUCUAUACAGGUCACCUCACCCCUCUGAGCGAUGUCUUCUCCCUGGGCGUGGUUCUCCUCGAGCUCCUCACCGGCCGAUCCCCCGCCACCACCGCCACACACAACCGCCUCUUCCCCUGGAUCCACAAGCAGCUGGCGCGAGGUAGAAAAGGGGGGGGAGGGGGAGACUCAGCAUCAGCAGCAGCGGCAGCAGCAGAAGCAGGAGGAGGGGGUAAUGAAGAGCAGCAGCAGCAGGGGGGGAGGAAGGCGGAAGGGUUUCAUAUAGGCCAUGUGGUGGACCCACGGCUGAAGGGGCAGUUCUCAGCGGGUGCAGCAAAGAGGCUGCUGCUGGAGGAGGGGGAGGAGGAGGAGGAGGAGGAGGAGGAGGAGGAGGAGGAGGAGGAGGAGGAGGAGGAGGAGGAGGAGGAGGAGGAGGAGGAGGAGGAGGAGGAGGAGGAGGAGGAGGAGGAGGAGGAGGAGGAGGAGGAGGAUGGGCGCAUUGAGUGGAAAGGGGGGAGCUGGAGGAGCAGAAAGAGCAGGAGUGCAAUGGGGUGGCAGUGGGACGGGUGGCAGUGGCACAGGGUGUUCCACGACGGCACCAAGGAGUGGGUGUGCUGGCAACAGCGAAGCCUGCAGUUCUUAGUCACUCUCUGCUCCCGCCGCUCCCUCUCACUCUCCCCCUCGGCUUCCAUCCUCAGCCAAUAUUCCACGACAGCACCAAGGAUUGGAUGUGUUGCCACAAGCGACUCAAAUUCCGAGUCACUCUCUGCUCCCCCCUCUCCCCCUCUCCCUCCCUUUCCCCCCUCCCCCUCCUUUUCCCCCCUCUCCCCCUCUCCCUCCCUUUCCCCCCUCUCCCUCCUUUCCCCCCCACUCCCCCUCUCCCUCCCUUUCCCCCUCUCCCCCUCUCCCUCCCACUCCCCGCCUUUCCCACAACAGCCAGUAUUCCACGACAGCACCAAGGAGUGGAUGUGUUGCCACAAGCGAAGCCUGAGCUUCUGA